Messenger RNA from Coniophora puteana RWD-64-598 SS2, 1773 nucleotides. RefSeq lists its product as uncharacterized. The record is from RefSeq and is a predicted model, not a curated record. The transcript has 4 exons. Gene Ontology annotation, molecular function: nucleic acid binding. Lineage: Eukaryota; Fungi; Basidiomycota; Agaricomycetes; Boletales; Coniophoraceae. The coding region runs from base 1 to 1773 and encodes 590 amino acids.
AUGGCACCCCGCAAGAAGGGCUCAAAACGCGAACAUGGGUCUAGUGGGAAGUUCAUAUCAAACAAAAAACCUCAUAUUGAUCACUCAGACAUCUCUGAAAGCGGCCACCAGGACUCCAGUGACUGGGACUUAGAGGCAGAUGACGAACAUGAAGAUCCUGGUUACAUCUCAGACUCACAGUCAGACUCAGGCUCAGAUGACGAAUAUGCAUCCAUUCCAUCUCCAUCAACAUGGAUCUCAGCAGCAACCAAAGCCAAAGCCCUGGAGGUCCUUGAGCACAGCCGCAUUUCAGUGACUGUGGGUUCAAUGCGAGGUGCCGAGCUGAAGUUUGAUGGACCAAUCGACAAGCCGGGUGGGGCCAGGGACAAGACAGGAAAAGCGAGGGGGCCUUAUGGGGUUGGUGGCUUAUCAGCAAGGAGAGCAAGGGAGCUGAGAAAGGCAGCUCGGGACAAAAAGGAGAGUGGUGAAUUGGAUGAGGGGCGCUUUCAGAAGGAGGUGGAAGCUGUGAACGCGUUAGAGAAGAAGAAACCCCGUGAAAACACGAACCUUGCCUCGUUUUUUGGUCCCAAGCCCUCCACCCCAUCAUCUGGACUCCGCACUCUUCGCCAGGGGUGUGUUGGGGUUGUCGAGAUUGAGGAUAACUCAGAUAUGCCACUGGCACACCCUCUUCCUGUCUCCGAGAACGGGCCAGUCAUUAUGUCGAUUGACUCAGACCAAGAUGAAGAGUCACUCACCCAUGUCGGAUCUGCUGCUCCAUCUUCACCCUCUGAUGAGCAGGAGGUUGAGGUCGCAGACGGAAUUGCUGAGUUUGUCGAAGGAGUGCUGGAUGAAGGGGAGCCAAAGACUUGGGAGGAACUGCAAGCGUUAGCAGAGGAGGGAUUGAAGAAUGCACGGAAAAGGAAGUCUUACCGAGAUGAGGUGGUCUUUGCCUCGUUAGUUCAACUCUAUCGCUUUGCUCCCAGGCAAGGGAGGCUCCGAGGAUCUCUUCGAGUGGCUCGGAAUCUUGGGCGAGGACCAGCAUUUGCACGCGUCUUGAAUGCACAUGCUCGACAUUUUGAGGCAAUGGGGAGCUUGAAGCCAGGUCAACAAGGGAAGCGGCCAUCUGGCUCCAGUGGCUCUGGGGAAUCUGCAUUGGAUGACGAAGCCUUCAGUCUCGGUGUCAAGAGCUUUUUGCGGACACUCGCACCUGGAACAGUGACCCCCACGCUUCUGCAGCAUCAUCUAUGCAAGGCCAAAAGGGCCAGAAAGCCAAAGCUUGCCUUAUCUCCGGAGGAGAUGGACCUUGCUGAUUGCGAGGACCUUGUCAACGACUCAGAGGAUGAGUCCCGUCCUUCCGAUUGCUGCCUUCUUCGCAUUCUCGAGCUCCAAGAAGACUUCCAGAAUGAGCUGUGUCUCCUUCAGAAGGUUGUUGAGGAGGCCGGCAAUCAGUGCCAUUUCCUGCCGAAAUUCCAUCCGGAGCUAAACCCCAUUGAAUAUUACUGGGGCUGGUGCAAGAAUUACUUUCGGGAGCGCUCCAAUGGCAACUUUGAACGCGGCAAGCGGCUUCUUCAGGAAGCAGUUGACAUGUGUCCCCUCAUAACCAUCCGCCGCUUCUUUCGCCGAGCCUCGCGAUACCUCAGCAUCUAUCACCUUGGGGCAACAGGGGUAGUUGCAGAAUUUGCUGCCAAAAGGUAUCGAGGCCAUAGAGGUGUUAUGCAGAAGGAUAUUGACCAAGCCCAAGCGGAGUGGGAGGUAAAACAGACCAAGCUGACGGUUGGACAAAGUCUUCAUUAG